CCAGUCGCGUCCGUACGCCGUUUCCCCGGGAUCUACGCUAGUCGCGCCGUACAACCGCCGUCGUGUGCUCGGCCGCCGCCGCCGCCGCCGCCGCCACUGUUACCGUUGUGCAGUUGCACGCGCGCGCACCGCACCAGCCGCUGCACACCAACACCGUAAGGGCACCACACCUUGCAGUCGUCGCUGCUAAACCGCGCCCCGACACGACAAUAAUGAUAACACCAUAACGACGACGACGACGACGACGGAUCGCCCCCGAUAAUCUCGUGUUACCGUUGUACGGCCGGGUACGGUACGUACGAUUUUGUAUUACGUUUGCGUAGCGUCGCAACGUACGCCGAAACACGUAACACCGGCCGCGGUCGCGUCGCGUUAUCCGCGUUGUACGACACGUGCGCGCUGCGGACGACGCGCGUAAUAUUUCCAUAACCAACGGUACCGUGCCGAGAUUAUCAUACCGUUGCCGUCGUCGGCACCGCAACGCCAUGGCGGCGGCACUGCGCGGCGACGACCACCGUCGCCGCCGCCGCCGAAGUCCCGACCUCCUCGGCGCUCGGCCGUCCCGUUCGUCGCCCCGCCGCACGACGGACAGACGCUGCAGUCGUUACGCCGCCGCCGUCGCGCCGCCGCCUCCGCUGAUGCCGCCUCCGCCGCACUGUCCGACGCGCCCAGCUGCCGUGUUCUUCCGACAGCCGUCUCUGUUCGCCGCCCGGCCACAAGUAACAAAUUAAGAUGUUAAUCUAACUCGAAAUAUUAUGGCCAAUGUAGUAGGAAAUGUUAGUAAUUGAGUAUGAGAAGAUUGUAAAAUUUUUCACAUUUAUAAUUAACUUAAGAUAUUAUUAAUACAGAAUGUCUGAAAGCGAAAGAAAAAAAAGAUCACAAUGUAUAGACGUUUGGGAAGAAGCCGGUUCGGAAUUCUACCAAGAAAGCUAUCCAGGAAUGGAGGCAGAUUUAGAAGCAUUUCAAAAAAAUCCAAAUAAGCUUUCAACUUUGUUACCUAGUAAUAAAACAAGAACCGCACGGAAGAAAAUCAAUAAUGGGACUAUGUGCUAUCAAGCAACAGCUACCCUAAAACCAGCGGAAUACGGAACAUUAUGUCAAAACACUAUGGGUUGUAAUAAUGAAAUUCAAAUAUCUCUUAUGCCUGAUUUGUCUGAAAAUUUAUCGAACGAAGAACUAAUAUGGGAAGAGAUUAUGAAAAUUAAAACAAUGCCGAUUAGUAUGGCCCACAAGAAAGAAUUAAAAGCAAAGCUAAAAAGCGCAGAUGCUUUCAGACUACAAGGUUUCCAGCAACUCAGAUGGCAAAAGCGGAAGAUAUGUAUUUAUUUAAAAACGAAAUGGUUAGAAUUUUAUAAUAAAUUCCACUUGUGGAAUUCGAGUAUGAGAAAAAUCGAAGGCCAUUGUGGCGCUGGUGUAGUGGAAUUCUUUCGUUUUAUAAAAUUGUUAAUUUUUUUAAACGCUUUCACCUUGGUUGUGGUUUUUAUUUUGUUGAUAUUUCCUUCGGUUUAUUGGGUAGAGUUCAAAGAAAACAACACGUCUGAUCUGUGGAACGAAUGUGGCUCGAGCAACGAGAGCGCGUCGAUCGAAUGCUGCAGUGCCAUUUACGAGAACGUGACCAGGAUAGCCAGGCCCCGGGUGACCAUUCAUUACGUCAUGGAUAUAAUUCAAGGGACGGGUUGGGUGGAGACCACGCCAAUGUAUUACAGUUACUAUCCAAACCAGCAUUUCAGCGUUGGUCAACUGUUCACGUAUCACAUACCGGUGGCGUACGUGGUGUCCACCAUUUGUUAUUUCGUGUUGUAUUUCUUGAUCAUUGUGAGGAAGUCGAUCAAAGGAUUCAAACAGAGAAUGGUGGAAACCCAGGUGCAGUACUAUUUGUACUCGAACAGCAUAUUCAUCGGAUGGGACUACUGCAUCAACAAUAAAAUAUCGGCGAUGCUGAAGCAGAAGGCCGUGUACAACGAGCUGCGGUCGUUCCUGGCGGCGGACCGGCCAAAAGCGGAAAACAGGAACCGCGGAAAGCACACACACGUGGCGGUCGCCCGGCUGCUGAUCUCGACGCUCGUGACCGCGCUCAUCGGGUCUGCAUGCUUCUCCGUCUACCUGACGUUCUACUACUCGAUCAAGCUGCUGCAGGGCGAGCAGACGUUCAUGUGGGCGUUCCUCUUGGAGUUCGCCACGCCCGUGGCCAUCACGUUUUAUAACGUGGUGUUGCCAAUCGUGUUCGACGUGCUGCUGAAGCUCGAGCACCGGUCCAUGUACCAAGAGACGCGGCUGUGCAUAUCGCGGAUAAUCUGCGUGCGCGUGUCGCUGCUGAUCGUGCUGCUGGGCUCGGCGUACCGGCUGAUCAACUGCGUGCGUGAGCAGUCGCAGUGCGCCAGUGCGCUGUGCAGCUCGCCGCUGUGCUGGGAGACGUACGUGGGCAAGAUCAUGUACAAGCUGCUGAUCGUUGACGUGGCGUGCAAGAUCGUCAUCACCGUGCUGAUCAGCUGCCCACGCAGCAUACUGAUCCGGCACUUCAAAAGCAACCUGUUCCAGGUGAUGUGCAAGCAGGAGCUGAACCUGGCCAAGCACGUGCUGGACGUCAUCUACGUGCAGAUAAUUGUGUGGCUGGGCAGCUUCUACGCGACGCUGCUGCCCGCCCUGGGCCUGGUGUCGCUAGUCAUCAUGUUCUACAUUAAGCGAUUCUCGUGCAUCGUCAACUACAGCCUCGCGCAAAAGGUGUACAGCCCGUCCCGCACGCACACCAUGAUCAUGUCCAUGCUGCUGGUGGCCUACGCGCUCUGCUCCGCCGCGUGGCUCGCCGCCAUGUCCAGGAUCACACCGUCCCGGUCCUGUGGCCCAUUCAAGGGGCUGUCGUCCGUCUGGAUGGUUCUGGCCGACACGGUGCGGGCCACACCCCUGUGGGCGGUUGCCGGCUACGAGAUACUGACCAGCGUCAACUUCACGGCACCGCUGGUCGUCACGCUGCUGUGCGUAAUCUACUACUACCAUACCGUGACGGGAUCCAACAAGAAGAUGAUCGCGGUGUUGCGCAAGCAACUCGUGCUCGAAGGCCACGACAAGCAGUUCCUGUUGAACCGCCUGAGCGCGUUCAUCAAGCAGCAAGAUAGAGGCCGCAAAGCGGCGGAGAACAGCGACGAUAUCAACGUGUUGAUCUCUUGA
This is a messenger RNA of Sipha flava (yellow sugarcane aphid), 3165 nucleotides long. RefSeq names its product transmembrane channel-like protein 7. The record is from RefSeq and is a predicted model, not a curated record. The transcript has 6 exons. Lineage: Eukaryota; Metazoa; Arthropoda; Insecta; Hemiptera; Aphididae. Bases 850 to 3165 code for a protein of 771 amino acids. Gene Ontology annotation, molecular function: mechanosensitive monoatomic ion channel activity. Gene Ontology annotation, cellular component: plasma membrane.